GGUAGUCCUGCCGUCUCGGUAAUCCGCUUCAAUCAGACAGCAGCGCUUGCUUGCAGAUCAGGUUCUGCAGAGAUGGCGGGACGGGACCGAGUCGUUCACCUGCUCACGCAGCUCGCGAGCGCGGCGUGCAGAUGUCCCGCUCACUCCAACACCUUCCACCAAGGUGUUGGAGCUGCAACCUGCACCGUCAGGAAGACCGACUACGCCUUCGAGAUGGCGAGCUCCAACAUCAGAUACGGAGACGGAGUCACCGCGGAGAUCGGCAUGGACCUGCAGAACCUCGGGGCGAGGAAGGUGUGUGUGAUGACAGACAGGAACCUGUCUCGCCUACCGCCGGUGGCGUCCGUCCUGGCGUCUCUGUCCCGGAGCGGAGUCACGUACAAAGUGUACGACAACGUCCGCGUGGAGCCCACCGAUACCAGUUUUAAAGAGGCCAUCCAGUUUGCUAAGCGCGAGGCCUUUGAUGUGUUCGUGGCUGUGGGCGGGGGCUCCGUGAUGGACACGUGUAAAGCAGCCAACCUGUACGCCAGUCGGCCCGACGCCGACUUCCUCGACUUCGUGAACGCUCCCGUCGGCAGAGGGAAGCCCGUCACGGGCGCGCUGAAGCCGCUCAUCGCAGUUCCUACGACCGCCGGCACCGGCAGCGAGACCACCGGAGUCGCCAUCUUUGACUAUGAGCCCCUGAAAGCUAAAACAGGUAUCGCCAGCCGAGCCAUUCGACCCACGCUGGGCAUCGUGGACCCGCGGCACACACUGAGCAUGCCCGAGAGAGUCGCCGCCAACAGCGGCUUCGAUGUGCUCUGUCAUGCUCUAGAGUCCUUUACAGCCCUGCCGUACCACCAGCGGACCCCUUGUCCCCCCAACCCCCUGCAGCGCCCCGCCUACCAGGGCAGCAACCCAAUCAGCGACGUCUGGUCCCGGCACGCCCUCGCCGUGGUCGCCAAAUACCUCAGACGAGCAGUGCGGGACCCUGAGGAUGUGGAGGCGCGGUCCAGCAUGCACCUGGCCAGCGUGUUCGCCGGCAUCGGCUUCGGCAACGCCGGAGUCCACCUGUGUCACGGGAUGUCUUAUCCAAUCGCCCCCGGUGCUCCCUCAGUGGUGAGUGGGGGCUACAGUGUGGAGCACCCUCUAGUGCCUCAUGGUCUCUCGGUGGUCCUGACGUCUCCGGCGGUCUUCACCUUCACCGCCCCGAUGUGUCCGGAGCGCCACCUGGAGGCUGCCCAGAUCCUCGGUGCAGACACGCGGCAGGUAAAGCGAGCUGAUGCGGGCCCCCUGCUGGCCGAGGUGCUGCGUGAGCUCCUCUUCUCGCUGCAGGUGGAGGACGGGCUGGUUGCCGUGGGCUACGGGACGGAGGAUAUCCCGGCGCUGGUGAGAGGAACUGUCCCGCAGGAGCGAGUGACCAAACUGUCUCCCAGAGAACAAACUGAAGAGGAUCUGUGCCGACUGUUUGAAGCCUCCAUGAAACUUUACUGAACUCUUAUUAAGGGGGCCUAUGUGGUUUUGAAGCCCCCAAAUUAGACACACAGCCCCCCCACCCUACUAUCUCUCCAACCCUUAAAUCAGAUAUAUAGCUUAUCAGCUUGUGAACUGAUCUCAGGUCUGUGUAAAGCAGCAGUUCCUGUACCAGCCACUACAUGGCGCUGUUUCUCAGCCUCUUCCUUUUAAUUUAAAAUGUAAGCACUAAAAUAAAAUACACAUUAACAAC
This is a messenger RNA of Perca flavescens (yellow perch), 1705 nucleotides long. RefSeq names its product alcohol dehydrogenase iron containing 1 (gene adhfe1). The record is from RefSeq and is a predicted model, not a curated record. Gene Ontology annotation, molecular function: alcohol dehydrogenase (NAD+) activity; metal ion binding. The transcript is spliced from 15 exons. Gene Ontology annotation, cellular component: mitochondrion. NCBI's taxonomy places the organism in Eukaryota, Metazoa, Chordata, Actinopteri, Perciformes, Percidae. The coding region runs from base 73 to 1473 and encodes 466 amino acids.